Pyrus x bretschneideri (Chinese white pear) is the source of this 917-nucleotide messenger RNA. RefSeq lists its product as uncharacterized. Bases 1 to 837 code for a protein of 278 amino acids. NCBI's taxonomy places the organism in Eukaryota, Viridiplantae, Streptophyta, Magnoliopsida, Rosales, Rosaceae. The record is from RefSeq and is a predicted model, not a curated record. The transcript has 2 exons.
AUGGAGUUCUUCAAAAAAGCCAGAUCAGUACGCUUCCGGAGCCACCACGGAAAAUAUCUAUUAGCAGACGAGGAUCAAGAGACUGUUUUCCAAGAUCGCGAAGGCACGGCAAAGAAUGCCAAAUGGAUGGUGGAGUUUGUCGAAAAUGCAAACACUUUACGGUUCAAAAGCUGUUAUGGCAAGUACUUAACAGCCUCUAGCAUGCCAUACCGUCUUGGAUUGCGAGGCAAGAAAGUUCUGCAAACACUGCCAAAGAGAUUAGAUUCUUCCCUUGAAUGGGAGCCUGUAAAAGAAGGAUAUCAGGUCCGGCUCAGGACGCCCUAUGGCCAGUUCUUGCGCGCAAAUGGGGGCGUACCGCCUUGGAGAAACUCUGUCACCCAUGAUAUCCCUCAAAGAACCGCAAAACAGGAUUGGAUUCUGUGGGAUGUAGAUGUUAUAGAGGUUCGGGUUGAAUCUCCAGAACGUCACCCAGUGGCGAAACCCCCUCCUCCACAACCAGAUGCAUUGCCUUCGAAGUCUUCAGCACUUUCAGAACCUACAUCUCCAUCUAAGAUUGAGCGUAGGACGCCGAGAAAAGAUGCAGGGAGAAUGAUCUACUAUUGUGUUGCUAAUAAGAAAGGAGACGUUGAGGAUUCAUUGGAAGAGUUUUCCUUCCCAUUCAAGGGUAGUGAGGUAGAAGGGUUGAAGCAAAAGUUGAAGGAAGAUGCCGGAUUGGAGGAAAUUGUUGUGUGUUCACGCAAUCCUCUGACUGGAAAACUUUAUCCCCUUCGCUUACAUCUUCCGCCAAACAACCACGAUAUGCAUAUCAUUGUAGUUCCGUCAUCGUCCAAAGGUUAGAAUUGUUUCAAAGGGCUUUCAUGUUUUCGUCUUGAUAAUUCUUAAAUGUUUGAUGUCUGAUUCCAAAAAACUUACUGGAA